AUGGCCUCCAAGGCAGUUGCGAAAGCUGCGGCUGGCGGCAUUGUGGAGAUCUCCAAGAAACACACCCUUCAGUCCACCGGCGUCUGGGAACGCAUCCGCCGCUCCCUCGCCAUCGACCCGAACCGCUCCUCCGGCGUGCCCUUGAACCCGACCUUCCGCAACCCGGCGCCCGGCUCCCUGGACCCCCUCCAGUACGACGACCCCGUCACCGUGCCCGCGGGCGACAUCGCCGACAACCCGUACUGGAAGCGCGACUCCCGCCGCAACUACCCGGCCCUCAGCGUCGUCAACCAGGCCGACGUCGUCGGCCUGCUCUCGGUCGGCUCCGCGGCCAACCCGCGCGUCGAGCUCAUCGGCGAGGCCGGCGAGAAGGCGCUCGUCGCCGCCCAGCAGGAGGCCCAGACCACCGGCAUCGCGGCGUACCUCGAGAAGAACGGCACCGCCGUCGAGGCGGGCAAGGAGCAGCUCUUCACCAACGGCCUGCCGCCCACGCCCAGCGGCCACGACCUCAAGAGCGGAAAGUGGGACGUGCACAAGUACAAGGUCAACGAGGACCAGUCCUACGGCGAAGCUUACCCCUGCAGGACGUUCACAUAG
This is a messenger RNA of Colletotrichum siamense, 597 nucleotides long. Its product is annotated as NADH-ubiquinone oxidoreductase 21.3 kDa subunit. The record is from RefSeq and is a predicted model, not a curated record. Bases 1 to 597 code for a protein of 198 amino acids. Lineage: Eukaryota; Fungi; Ascomycota; Sordariomycetes; Glomerellales; Glomerellaceae. The transcript has 3 exons.